UCCCCAGCGCGCUGCCGGCCACCGGCCGAUCCCGCCCACCUCGCCGCUCCUCGCGCCGCGAGCCGGUGGCCGGCGACGGCGAGCGAGCCCUCCGGCCGAUGACCACCCCCUCCGGCUCGGGCCCUCGCCGCUCCGCGCGGGCGCGUGCCCGCCGCCAGCCGCCGGACGACGAGGCGCCGCCCGCCCCGGCCCCGCCCCCCGUCGCCCCUCCGCCCGACGCCGGCGGCCCCUCCUCCUCCCCUCCUUCGAGGAGAAAGCGCGGGGCUUCUCCCUCCCGCCGGUCCGUUCGCGCCAGAGACAAGGAAGACUCGGAGCCACCGGUGGCGGUCUUGGAUGACCAUGAAUUGAAGCAUCAAACAGAGGCAGAAGAGCCGAAGAAACAGGGGAAGGAGAUUGUGGAGGCAGAGGGACCAGAGGAGGUUGAAUUUGAUGAAAAUGCAGAGGCCUUGAAGGAGGCGCCGUUCUGGCUCCCCGAUGGUUGGAUCAUAAAUGUUCGCCAUGGUGAUGGCGGCUCGACCUACCGGUAUUACACUUCGCCAGUGUCAGAGUACACAUUCUCGACGGAGAUGGAGGCACUAGAAUAUUUGUUCUCAGAGAUGGACGAGCGCAUAUUGGAGUCGGAGGCAUGCGCUGAGGACAACGAGUUUCAUAAAAUGCAUUCAUGGCUUCCGGACGGUUGGGUGGUUGAGGUCAGAGCUGGGACGAUGCGGGACAAAAUGUACAAGUUCUACGUUCAUCUGCCUACUGGAAUGCGAUUCUUCUCAAAAGAAGAUGUAUUGCGCUAUGUGAAUGAAGGGAAGAUUUCUGAAUGUGAUGUGAAGGGGCUGUGUGACACCAUCUCUGAAGAUAAUCUUUGGACCUAUUUGCAGAUACUUGCACAGGUGGAAUUCAAUCCAGAUGGGCUACCGAAAGGAUGGGUGAAAGAAUUGGUAUUUAGAAAGUGCAACGAUGGAAUUAGAAAAGACCCGUACUAUACUGAUCCUGUCAGUCAUCUUCUAUUCCGAACACUGAAAUCUGUAAUAAGCUACCUUCAGACUGGAGUAAUAAGUAGACAUGCCUAUCUUCCAAGAAGAAGUGUUACAGACAUUUACUCUUUCGAUGGAUGUGCAGAUCUGCCUCGAAAAAUGCUGAAACGAUUGAAAGUACCAGGGAAGAAAAAACAAAAAUCCGUGCAAUCGUUGGUCUUUGAAAAGAAAUUACCUGAUGACCAGACGUCGAAUCUCUCUCAUGGUGGCACCUCUGCUAGCAUGAAUCCUCGGUCUGACCCAAAAGAAAAGAGGGUCAAUACCGUACAAGCUAAAGGCAAAGAACCAAUUAGUUCAGAGGCUACCGAGCAAGGCAAAGAACCAAUUAGUUCAGAGACUACCAAGCAAGGCAAAGAACCAAUUAGUUCAGAGACUACCAAACAAGGCAAAGAACCAAUUACUACCAAGCAAGGCAAAGAACCAAUUAGUUCAGGGACUACCAAGCAAGGCAAAGAACCAAUUAGUUCUGAAACUACCAAGCGUCCAAGGGGCAGGCCACGGAAAAUACCAAAGCAGACGAAUGAAACAACUUUAGAUUGCGCAAAGACUUCAGACAAGGAAACUACACAUAUCGAAAUUGCUUCAAACAAGGAGCCGAAAAAGGAAUCGGAUACUGAAACUGGAGAGAAAAUGUCAAAGGAAAACGCCUCUGAGGAUAAUGAGAUGGAGAAGCAUGCUAUGGCAACCCAAGAAGUGGAUAACGAGAGCGACCUUGCAAGGACCCUUUAUUCACUGAGGGGAAGCAUGGAUCCGGAAAUGCGCGAGCGAGAAAAUGGCGAUCCGGCUGAAGCUAGUGCAAAGUCAGCAUCCUCCGCGGUCAAGAAAUUUUACAUGAGAAGAAAUAGCAACCAGAGCUUCAAAAAAUAAUGUAAAGCAGAUGCCGAUCACCUGUUACUUGAUCAUUCAGAGGUAGUACUACUGAGUUGUAGAUGAACCAGGUAAUAAAAAGGUGCAAGAGAUGCACGCCAGUUUGUGUGUUCCUGAAUAAUGAACAUUGGUUUAUGUGACUUAACAUUUGUGUUAAAGUUAUGUGGUGUGUACCUAGCAAAAGGUAGAAGAUCAUUGUAUUGAUGCAAACACAUGAUGCCUGGUGUAAACAAUGAAUAUCAUCAACGUCAAGGAGACUUGGCUGAAAUUAAGCUGUUUCCGAUGGAGCGCUCAGAAA
Messenger RNA from Triticum dicoccoides, 2190 nucleotides. RefSeq lists its product as uncharacterized. Gene Ontology annotation, biological process: regulation of DNA-templated transcription. NCBI's taxonomy places the organism in Eukaryota, Viridiplantae, Streptophyta, Magnoliopsida, Poales, Poaceae. Gene Ontology annotation, molecular function: DNA binding. The transcript has 9 exons. The coding region runs from base 99 to 1892 and encodes 597 amino acids. The record is from RefSeq and is a predicted model, not a curated record.